AGCUAGAGUUGACUUCCGCAAUCCUGGUGGAAUAAAUCCAGCACCCCUAGCCAUCCGCCCACAUUAUCCACACUUCUCUGCCGAGACAGCCCAGAGAACAGAUCCCCAUCAGCAGGAUGUGGGGGCUCAAGGUUCUACUACUGCUGCCUGUGGUGAGCCUUGCUCUGUACCCCGAGGAGAUGCUGAACACCCAGUGGGAGCUAUGGAAGAAGACCUACAGAAAGCAGUAUAACGGCAAGGUGGAUGAAAUCUCUCGGCGUUUAAUUUGGGAAAAAAACCUGAAGCAUAUUUCCAUCCAUAAUCUUGAGGCCUCUCUUGGUGUCCAUACAUAUGAACUGGCCAUGAACCAUUUGGGGGAUAUGACCAGUGAAGAAGUGGUUCAGAAGAUGACUGGACUCAAAAUACCCCCCUCUCAUUCCCGCAGUAAUGACACCCUCUAUAUCCCAGACUGGGAAGGCAGCCCAGACUCUGUUGAUUAUCGGAAGAAGGGAUAUGUUACUCCUGUCAAAAACCAGGGUCAGUGUGGUUCCUGUUGGGCUUUUAGCUCUGUGGGUGCCCUGGAGGGCCAACUCAAGAAGAAAACUGGCAAACUCUUAAAUCUGAGUCCACAGAACCUGGUGGACUGUGUGUCUGAGAAUGAUGGCUGUGGAGGGGGCUACAUGACCAAUGCCUUCCAGUAUGUGCAGAAGAACCGGGGCAUUGACUCUGAAGAUGCCUACCCAUAUGUUGGACAGGAUGAAAGUUGUAUGUACAACCCAACAGGCAAGGCAGCUAAGUGCAGAGGGUACAGAGAGAUCCCUGAGGGAAAUGAAAAAGCUCUGAAGAGGGCAGUGGCCCGAGUGGGACCCGUCUCUGUGGCCAUUGAUGCAAGCCUGACCUCCUUCCAGUUUUACAGAAAAGGUGUGUAUUACGAUGAAAACUGCAAUAGCGAUAAUCUGAACCAUGCAGUUUUGGCAGUGGGAUACGGGAUCCAGAAGGGAAACAAGCACUGGAUAAUUAAAAACAGCUGGGGAGAAAACUGGGGAAACAAAGGCUAUAUCCUCAUGGCCCGGAACAAGAACAACGCUUGUGGCAUUGCCAACCUGGCCAGCUUCCCCAAGAUGUGACUUCGGCCAGCCAACCCCAUCCUGCUCUUCCAUUCCUUCCACAAUGGUGCAACAUACUGAUAUACCUUGGAAGGGAAUUGGUGUGCCUUUCUUGAAGAAGAUGUAAUGAUACAGAGAUUGUCUGUUCAGUUUCCAUGUUUGUUUGUGCUUCAAGUGACACUCCUACUACUUUUCUUCUCUCCACCCAAGGUCUUUAUUUUUUCAUUAGAAAUAGGAAAUUUCCCUAACAGGUAUGCAUUCUUAGGCUAAGAGAUGUGACCACAGCCUGCCCUGACUGUGUUGUCCUGGGGCCAAUGUUGUGUAAAUAGAGGCUAGAGAUCUUCAGCUAGACUAGAUUCUCAUUCACAGGGACUAGUUAGCUUUAACCACUCUAGAGGACUAAGGUGACCUGACUUCUCAGUCUCCACAUUUACUUCUAUAUCUUCAAGGUAGAAAUUCCACCCCAUUAAUAAAUCUAUUCAUAAAUCUUUGGUACAAGGUUACAUGAUACAACAAAUGUGUUUUGUUUUUCCUUCUUUGCAUUUAUAAAGUAAACUGUACUUAUCACUUAUCUCUAAUUUAAUAAAUAGCUAUUUAGUAAACAUUCA
This is a messenger RNA of Mesoplodon densirostris (Blainville's beaked whale), 1693 nucleotides long. RefSeq names its product cathepsin K (gene CTSK). Gene Ontology annotation, biological process: immune response. Gene Ontology annotation, cellular component: lysosome. The coding region runs from base 117 to 1106 and encodes 329 amino acids. The transcript has 8 exons. Gene Ontology annotation, molecular function: cysteine-type endopeptidase activity. NCBI's taxonomy places the organism in Eukaryota, Metazoa, Chordata, Mammalia, Artiodactyla, Ziphiidae. The record is from RefSeq and is a predicted model, not a curated record.